Darwinula stevensoni is the source of this 399-nucleotide messenger RNA. The record is from the annotation of a GenBank genome assembly. Lineage: Eukaryota; Metazoa; Arthropoda; Ostracoda; Podocopida; Darwinulidae.
AUGCCAUCAGGGCUGGUAUGUGUUAGGGACCACUCCACCACGGUUUCCCUCCACAAUCCCACUCCACCACGGUUUCCCUCCACGGUCCCACUCCACCACGGUUUCCCUCCACGAACGCAGGGGCAAUCCGGCUCUCUGGAGGUUGUUGGUGCAUUGAAGCCGACCGUGCAAUAUCCAAGGCUCUGUGAAGGCCAUGGCUGCAUCAACUUGCCUGCCAACAAGGAAGGUGAAGGAUGUCAUCCCUCUGAUCUCUCAUGAACGCAGGGGCAAUCCGGCUCUCUGGAGGUUGUUGGUGCAUUGAAGCCGACCGUGCAAUAUCCAAGGCUCUGUGAAGGCCAUGGCUGCAUCAACUUGCCUGCCAACAAGGAAGGAGAAGGAUGUCAUCCCUCUGAUCUCUCA